AUCACAAUGGGGAAUCCAUAGGUAUCUCUUCAUAGGGAAAAAAGUCCCAUACCAGUUAUCUCUGCAACAAACAAAUGCCAAGAAUGGAAUUUAGAGACAGAUUUGGCAGCUGUAUAUUUUGUAAGAGAUAUGUAGAUGUUUUAGGACUAUUAAUAUAUCUCUUAUUUGUAUAAUCACCUAGAUAGUUUGUAUUAGAGUGUUUGUUAGUGAUUGACUUUGCAUCUAGACUAGAUAUCACCAAAGUAAACCUUGAAUUAAAUUUUAAUGUAAGCAUAUUUUGUUUGUAAUGUUUAUGGUUAAUGGAUUGUGCCCUUUUUGUCCAAGUUUUACUAGCCAUGGAUAAGUGUCUAGUUUUUGUAUGCUAGGUUUCCACCAAUCACCAUGCUCUCUAACUACAACGCUACCACUUCCCUAAGUUUGAUGGUAAAAAUUGUAAGCCUCAUGGUCAACCUGAAAAUAUUUCAAAGGUUUUGACGAUCAAAGCAGCUCAAACCCUCCCUAUAUGUGAUACAUCUUCAGAAAUGCUGGGAAUGUUUGAUAUCUUGUUUUCAGUAUUGAACAUGGUUGACAUUUUUCUGCACCACUGCUGUGCUGGUUUAUAGAUAUGCAUGGUUGUUAUCUUCAGAAGUUUUUGCUAGAUUUUGAAGUUUAAAAUGAAUUUUGUUUAUUUUUAUUGAGGUUCUUGUACCAAGGCUGAGCUAUUUUCCACUGGUUGUUGACAAGAUGUGUAGACAUUUCCAAAUUGCUGCAAAUCAGAAUGAUUCUGAUGAAAUGUGGAUGGAAUACCAAGGACAACCUCUUAAAUGGCAUUAUCCAAUUGGCGUCUUGUUUGAUUUAUAUGCUUCAAGUGAUACAUUGCCUUGGAAUAUUACUGUUCAUUUUAAGAGGUUUCCUGAAACAGAACUUAUCAGAUGUCAAACUAAAGAAGUUGUCGAAUCUCAUUUCAUGUCUUGUUUGAAAGAGGCAGAUAACCUGAAGCAUAGAUCACAAAUAAUGAAUGCAAUGCAGAAAAGAGAUCACAAACAGCUCUGGUCAGGAUUGAGUAGUGACAAAUUUGAUCAGUUUUGGUCAGUCAAUAAGCGCCUUAUGGAGCGUCUCAAUGGAGAAACAUUUAAAUAUAUCCCAUUCAAAGUUUAUCUGUCGGAUCGACCGUACAUUCAAUUGCUGUUUCGACCCUUGUCUGAUAAAGGUGAAAUUUUGACAUUACGAGACUUGAUGAGAAUUGUCACAACGAAAGUCAUGGAUAAAAACUUCACAGGGAAUCAAUGGAGAAUUGUUUUACAAGGCAUUGAGCCUCCUUUGGAAACUCCUGUGCAGUGGCUAAGUGAACAUCUUAGCCACCCAGACAACUUUCUUCAUAUCUGUAUGGUUGAAAAUUAAGUAUCAGUAAAAAUAUAUUAAAGGGGCCUCAACAAUAUUUGGUAUGCUAGAAUUCGCGAGAACCUCUUAACUUCUUUGUUUGAUGCCUUAAAAUGAGAAUUUCUAUCGACGAUUUUUUAAUUUGGGUUGCACCUUGAAGUUUACCUUUGGUUAUUUGUUUUCGAAUGAUUUGACUUUAGUGAAAUUUCUUAAAAUGCCUACAGGCCUGGGUGGAAUAGGUGUAAGGUUUGAUAGCAUGCAAGCAUAUGUACAAAUUGCGGUUGUUUAAUUGAGUAAACUACGCCUUUCGAAAAGGAUGUAAAAUUUGAAGGUAAAGUUGUGCUGUUUUAAAGUAUGGUGGCCUUGGUUGUGUUAAAAACAGCAUCGUUAACAGGUGUGGAAAAAGUGACUUGGCAGUUUAAAGUUUCUCAUUUCAAGGCAAAUGUGAAUAUGCUGUUGUUAUUCGAUUAUCCGUUCACUUGAUUACGCCUCCCACUUGAGUUAUUUCAUUUCUCACGAAAGCUCCCAUCUCCGAAGCUCCUCUCUCACGAAAGCUCCCAUCUCAGAAGCUUCCCUCUCACGAAAGCUCCGCUCUCACGAAAGCUCCUCUCUCACGAGAGUUCCUCUCUCACGAAAGCUCCCAUCUCCGAAGCUCCUCUCUCACGAAAGCUCCCAUUUCCGAAGCUCCUCUCUCACGAAAGCUCCUCUCUAACGAAAGCUCCCAUUUCCAAAGCUCCUCUCUCACGAAAGCUCCCAUCUCCGAAGCUCCUCUCUCACGAAAGCUCCCAUCUCCGAAGCUCCUCUCUCACGAAAGCUCCCAUCUCCGAAGCUUCCCUCUCACGAAAGCUCGCGUUUUCCUUCGAAUAAAUUAUCUCUUGCAAGGACCGUUGCUAGCUAUUGUGCUCAAGGAGGUUAUCCGGAUCCCAUUUACUGACAAGUGGGUAUGCCGUCCUUCAUAUUCCAACGAGUUUGAAAUUUUCCGACGAAGACCCCACUAUCUGACAGAUGCUCCUCCUUUUUCAAAAAAUAUUGUUUUCAAGGUUGGUGUGACACCCCCAAAGCGCCCAUUGCGACGACUCUGCUGCAACAGGAAUUAUUGAUUUUUUUAGGCUUAUGAAUAUAAAUACCUCGUUUUGGUCCUCUUUCCUAGUAGAACAAACGUGGUUAUCAUUUCUGGGUUGUUUUUUAACAUCUGUUAUUCGUACUAUGUAAUUUUUAUCUCAACAAAUUGUGAAAUUUGA
Molecule: messenger RNA, 2600 nt
Organism: Rhopilema esculentum
Lineage: Eukaryota; Metazoa; Cnidaria; Scyphozoa; Rhizostomeae; Rhizostomatidae
Source: RefSeq, a predicted model, not a curated record